Molecule: messenger RNA, 2781 nt
Organism: Drosophila melanogaster (fruit fly)
Lineage: Eukaryota; Metazoa; Arthropoda; Insecta; Diptera; Drosophilidae
Gene: AkhR
Product: adipokinetic hormone receptor
Exons: 7
Coding region: 393-1724 (443 amino acids)
Biological process (GO): signal transduction; G protein-coupled receptor signaling pathway; neuropeptide signaling pathway
Cellular component (GO): plasma membrane; membrane
Molecular function (GO): G protein-coupled receptor activity
Source: RefSeq, marked reviewed
GUUCAGUCAGUUCCUGCUCGUCGAUCGGUGUGAGUGUGGAUCUGGAGUACCGUUAGUCGUAGUCGUGUGUGCCGUUAAGAAGCUCUCGCAUCGUCGAUAGCGAUAACUACGCGCGUGGGCGGUGGGCAGUGUGAACGGUGUAUUUUCGUCGCUGCUGGGAGAAAACACACCGAGCCGGGCAGCUCAACAUAAACGGAAUUUUUAUUAUCAAUCGGAAACUUGAAUGCGUUAAUGCCGCGCGGGAAUAUUUGGUUCAAGGUCAUUGCCAGCUUUAGCACAUAGAAAAAAAAGGGGCCAACAAACAAGCAAACAGAACAAUAAAAGACGUUAUCUUUGAGGCAAAUCCUUGAUGCAGUUGCAUUCAGAUACAAUUUAUUAGCUUGUCCCAAAAAAUGGCAAAAGUAGCUGAGGAGAAUGAUCAUCGUGAUCUAAGUAAUUGGUCGAAUGUGAACGACACCAAUGGCACCAUUCACCUGACCAAGGAUAUGGUCUUCAAUGAUGGCCACCGAUUGUCCAUCACCGUGUACAGCAUACUGUUUGUGAUCUCAACAAUUGGCAACAGCACCGUGCUGUAUCUGCUGACCAAGCGGCGACUGCGCGGUCCCUUGCGUAUUGAUAUCAUGCUAAUGCAUCUGGCCAUCGCCGAUCUAAUGGUGACGCUGCUCCUGAUGCCAAUGGAGAUCGUGUGGGCCUGGACGGUGCAGUGGCUAUCCACGGACCUGAUGUGCCGCCUGAUGAGCUUUUUCCGCGUCUUUGGCCUGUAUCUGUCCAGCUACGUGAUGGUCUGCAUAUCGCUCGACAGAUACUUUGCCAUACUGAAGCCGCUCAAGCGGUCCUACAACCGGGGACGCAUCAUGCUGGCCUGCGCCUGGCUGGGAUCAGUCGUCUGCAGCAUUCCACAGGCCUUUCUCUUCCAUCUGGAGGAGCAUCCCGCCGUCACCGGCUACUUUCAGUGCGUCAUCUUCAACUCGUUCAGGAGCGACUUUGAUGAGAAGCUGUAUCAGGCGGCCUCCAUGUGCAGCAUGUACGCCUUUCCGCUGAUCAUGUUCAUCUACUGCUACGGAGCCAUUUACCUGGAGAUCUAUCGGAAGAGCCAGCGCGUCCUCAAGGACGUGAUUGCCGAGCGUUUCCGGCGUUCCAACGACGACGUGCUCAGCCGGGCCAAGAAGCGCACGCUCAAAAUGACCAUCACGAUUGUGAUUGUGUUCAUCAUCUGCUGGACUCCGUACUACACCAUCUCCAUGUGGUACUGGCUGGACAAGCACUCCGCGGGCAAGAUCAAUCCCCUGCUGCGCAAGGCGCUGUUCAUCUUCGCCUCGACCAACUCAUGUAUGAAUCCAUUGGUCUACGGACUCUACAACAUUCGCGGGCGAAUGAACAACAACAAUCCGUCGGUGAACAACAGGCACACCUCGCUGUCCAAUCGCCUGGACUCCUCCAAUCAGCUGAUGCAAAAGCAGUUGACCAACAACUCGCUGCUGAAUGGAAGAGGCCAGGUGAUGGCAGCCGCGGUUUCAGCCACCACUAAGUUGGCCAAUGUGGUCAGCCUUAAAGGCACUGCCAAUGGCAAUGGCUCAGCUGCAGCCGCGGGAACAGUUCCAAUAACUCCUCCGCUGACAGUAACCAUCGCUCCGCUGGCCACCGACGACGAGGCCAACGAUGAUUCCUGUCUCAGUGCGGUCACCAUCAGGUGCCAGGAUCAAUCCCCGAUCCGCCAGAAGUAAUUUCGGUCUCUACACCCGUUUUCUAUCUUCUUGCGAACUUGAAAUUCCCAUGCUCAUUGCCAUCCUUCAUUUAAAUGAUUUACAACCGCUCCUCAAAAUCACUUUUCCUUUUCGUGGUUCGCCAUAAAAAGUUGGGUUUUAUGUUGUGGUUUUAGUGUUUAAUCUAGCACAAAGCAAGGGAUUUUUAAAAUACCUUUGAAUACUGAGUUAAUUCUGUUGGAUUAUGUAAAGUAAAUUGUUUUAGGUCUUGGGUUUUCGCAGUUUUUAGUGCCUGUUCAUCUGGUUACUUGUAACUGCCUUUUGUAACACUAUGUAACUUAGUAAACUAUGUGAUGUAUGAUACUGUAGCUUCACUGUAGAUUAAUCAUAGAUUAACGAUCACGUAACAGCAAUGCUUUACUUUUUACACCCUGCAUAUUAUGCAACAUGUAAAAAGGGUCCAUAUGUCCUAUCUUAAAUUGGGUUAAGAUAGUUCAUUUGCGUUAAUGAAGAAUUGCAUCAUAUCUCCCACUUUAAAGCCCAUUUCUAGGCCGCAAUUCAUUUGAUGUCAACACAUCUGGUCAUCAGCCAGAGAGUCUUAACAAAUAUAUAUCAUUUCAGAUGUGGCGACUCCAUCGAAUUGACCAGUGUGGUCAAGUAGACAUCACAUGGAGCAAAUGGAGCUCCGAGAGCAACUGGAUCAAUUAAGCGAUCUGCUAAUGUUCAACUGGAGGAGUCGGCUUGGAACAAAGGGCAUUUAAUUUGCUAACCAGCUUAGUUCGGAAUUUUCGUCAUAAAUUCUUUUGGCAUUUGCAUUUAGCUAGUGACAAAUUAAAUCGUUUUCAAGUCCACGAACGCCAAAGCAGCAAAGAUAUAAAUUUCGAUUUCUAAAACGCUUUGUAUUGAACCAUCAAAAUGCUUGGUAGGCAAAGCUAUCGCCUAGGAAAUACGAUUAAGAUGUAAUGCCGCUUACUGUUAGAUAUACUCUAGUUAGUCGGAUUAUUGCUUAAUUUAAAAUAAUUUAUUCAUAACAAAUAAUUAUAAACGAAAUUGAAUAAAUGGAUCUUGAAAAUUAUAG